AUGAAUCUGAGGGCCUUGGUCUUCCUGAUGAACUUCAGUCUCUGCCAGUUACUGAAGAUCUCCAUGUGGGCACUCCAAGGUUGUAUCAAGGUGCUUCACAUGUCUACCCAGGUCCUCGUUUCAUCCGUCCACCACAUCGAUGAAUGUGCUUACCGGUUAGAAGCUUCCACUCGCACAAUCAUUGCAGCAGAAGCCAGAGACCGUUGCCAACAUCGCUAUGUUGUUGGGCUCCUCGGCGCUAGGAUGCAAAACUAUCAUUAUGACCACUGGAUCGCAACAGACUUUGUCAUUCUUCGCACACUUAUGGAUGCACUCCCUGACCGGUCUAGCUGGUUUUGUCAGUCGUCCUUCCGAGAUCAUCCACCAUGGGAAAUCCUUCUUGGUCAUCCAAAUGCAGACAGGAUUGUAUUUGAACCCCCACCAUUCGAAGAAAUCGUGCCUGAUCCCGUGGCUUUGCGAACUCGAUUCUUUCACUCAGUGAUCAAUGCUGCCACAGUGCUGUCACGUCAUGACGAACUUGUGCUUGUGCUAACUGGACAUGGGACUCGCGAAGAUGGCUGGAUCUGGCUGGGGGUCUGCGAGGACGAAGACAAUGUUUUCCUCAAGAAGGAAGAAGUCGAGCUGCUCCUGGAUGGGGCUUUGUGUCAGGUCAUUCUCUUUGUCACCUCCUGCUACUCAGGUCACUGGACCAGUCCUCGGUGGACUCUGCAUGCUGCCUGUCAGGCCAACCAAGUGGCAAAGUCACUGCGGAAGUCACGUUCACAGAUGUUCAGAGGGGGUAUAUUUGUCAGCUCUCUCCUCUUUGCGCACACUGCGGCAUUCAGCAUCCAAGCUCCCCAGCCUGGACUUGUCGGCAUCAACGGCAAACAUGAUGCACAAUCUGCUCAUAACUUUGGGCCAGACAGCCACACCUUACCACGUCCAAUCCAACAGACUCUGCCUACAUUCCAGGCCUUGAUGGAUCACUUCAAGGCAAGAGUCCAAUCCCCUGGAACUCAGCAGAACUUCCUCAUCGACAACGUGAUAUGGGAUGAACAUUCACAUCAUAAUCUCCCACUACGCCAUCUUACCAAUGAUCCAGGAUCGCUUCAGCGCAGUAAAUGCUUGCCACCAUCUGCCAUCACCAGUGACUAG
Messenger RNA from Sparassis crispa, 1134 nucleotides. RefSeq lists its product with no specific name. The transcript is spliced from 2 exons. The record is from RefSeq and is a predicted model, not a curated record. NCBI's taxonomy places the organism in Eukaryota, Fungi, Basidiomycota, Agaricomycetes, Polyporales, Sparassidaceae. The coding region runs from base 1 to 1134 and encodes 377 amino acids.